CAAAAUGUCGAAUACUUACAAUUCAAAGGCAAAAAUUGAGAGGGGGGUGUCUCUUUCCCAAAAACAAUAUGACUUAAUCUACACUUUUCUGAAAACUGGCAAGAGACCUACCUUACCAGAUCUGUUCGACGCGGGGCUGGCCUGCAGAGUGCACAAUGUUAAAGCGAAAACCUCGUCACGUUACGCGCGGUUUCGAUCUAUUGCAAAACGCAUGUACAUCCGAGAUGACCAAGAGCUUGUACUGUAUGCAAAUAACAGAGUCGUGGUACCAAACGAUCAGUUUGAAGAGGUUAUCCAGAGUGCACACAUCAGUAAAGGAGAAAAGCAUUUAAACAUUACCAAAACUAUGGAAAAGCUAUCAGAAAGAUAUUCCAUGGGCUGUAGACAGUUUGGUAUAACAGAGGAAACAGUGAGAAUGGUGGUAAAGAAAUGCAAGACCGGGUCAUGUACAUUUAAGAAACGGACACAAUGCUAUUCUCUGAACAAGGCGAAACCCUUUAACAUCAAUGCAAAUAGGGGCUCAUUGAUCUCAGCAACUCCAACUCAGCAACACCCAGAAACAGUUGCAAUGAGGCCAUGGAUAUCAUCAGCAACAUCCUCAAAUGAUGGCCAAGGUCUAGCUAAGAUAGGACAACCAAUACCAGUACAGGUCAUUCCCUUGACAACUGGGCAAUUCGUCAUGCAACAGCUUCCAUAUCAUUGGCAAAGGAGCAUGUUUGCUGGAAGUUCAGCAAAACCCUUGGGCAAUACAGUAAGUCCUGAGAAUUGGCCACUUGAUUUGUCCAUGCGGGAUAACGGUUUGACUAAAAAUGCAACUCCCAGCGUGCCAAGCCAAUCCCAGUCUAGUAUGCGAGAUGUUUCAGUCAACAAAAUGCCAAAUUUAGCAAGGCUACUAAUAUCCAAAAAUCUGAGCACUGGUAUUCCAGUAAGCCAAUCCAAAUCAUGUGGAGGAUCCAGUGAGAAAAAGUACAUUUUUUCUGUGAAUGCAGGUUCAUCACAUAGUAAUGCCUUCACAACAAAACCAAACUUGGGUAAAAGGAUCACUAUGCCACCUCUUAUGCCAAAUUUAGGUUCCAUCAGACAAGUUUUGAGUGAAACUGAUGAACAAAUCAUAGUCAGCAACUUGCCUCCUAAUAUGGCAUCCCCUUAUCUAACACAAGCUUCUCCUCCCCUGACACUAGCAUGUCUGAUGAACCUAUAUAAUUCUCCUUCCCUGACACUAGCAUGUCUGAUGAACCCUUAUAAUGCACCACACUAUGAUGAAAAUAACAAUGUUUUGAAUGCCGAUGAUUGCUCAGCUGGUGAAACUGGUAUACCGAAGUCUGAGGAACAUGAAAAUGCAAUGGCUGAUGACCAAGAGGUUUGCGAAGAAAACAACAUGACAACCAACAAUAUAUAUGACAUAGAGAGACCGUCUUCUGUUGAAGCCAGAGGUUAG
Mya arenaria is the source of this 1438-nucleotide messenger RNA. RefSeq lists its product as uncharacterized. The coding region runs from base 5 to 1438 and encodes 477 amino acids. The transcript is spliced from 3 exons. Lineage: Eukaryota; Metazoa; Mollusca; Bivalvia; Myida; Myidae. The record is from RefSeq and is a predicted model, not a curated record.